Messenger RNA from Lucilia cuprina (Australian sheep blowfly), 3455 nucleotides. RefSeq lists its product as uncharacterized. Gene Ontology annotation, molecular function: diphthine-ammonia ligase activity. The record is from RefSeq and is a predicted model, not a curated record. Gene Ontology annotation, biological process: protein histidyl modification to diphthamide. Lineage: Eukaryota; Metazoa; Arthropoda; Insecta; Diptera; Calliphoridae. Bases 812 to 3433 code for a protein of 873 amino acids. The transcript has 10 exons.
UAAAAGAAUCUUAAAUUUCUGUAGUCAUAAUUGAGAAUUUGCAAAAAAACGUUGUAUCCAUACGAGACAAACAAAUAUUAUAAAUACAGCGGCUGUUGGGAAAAUAUAUUAAAAAAUAUUUUCCUAAUAUUUAUUUCUUUACUUUGCAUCGACAGCAAAGUAAAAGGCCAAACAGAAAUACAGUGAAAAAAUUUAGAAAUUUUAAAAAAUAAAAAAAUUAAUUUUCAUAAAAAAUUAUCGAUGAAAAAUGUGUGUUAAUAUGGUAUAACAUAACCAUAGUUUUUUAAGAAAAAUUUUUGUCCAAAAAAAGAUAGUGAGAGUGUCGAACCGCACUGCCGCCCAACCUCAGUAGCAGAAUAUGAAAUGAGAUUGUCGUCUGUUGGCAAAAAAGCAACAAAAAAAGUGUAAAAAUUUACAUAUAAUUAAAAAUAAAGAAAAUUUGGCGAAAAUAAUAUUUUGUGUUAUUUAAAAAAUUGUGUUUUUGGUAAAGUUUUAAAAAAGUUUAGAGUACAAUAUCUUGGAAAAAAGUAAUAGUGGCAAACGGAAAUACACAACUGUAAAUAUUGUUGUGUUUGUUGUAUGACGUAGAGUGUUGCCUGAGUUUUUUUAUUGGCUCUAUUUUAGCGUGUUUACGCAGAUCCAUGAGUGCGUGUGUGUUUGUUAUUUUAAGAAAAUUUUUACCAAUGAGCUGGACUUGAAAUUGAAAAACGAAACGUGUUAAAAUUUUAUUUUAAACUUUAUACACGUACCUUAAUUUAAAUCUUAAUAUUGUUUUGACACACGUGCGCAAAUCAACCACAAAUCAAUCAAAAUGCGUGUCGUUGCGAUGGUAAGUGGUGGCAAGGAUAGCUGCUAUAAUAUGAUGCAGUGUGUGGCCGAGGGUCAUGAAAUAGUUGCAUUAGCCAAUUUACAUCCCAAGGAUAGAGAUGAGCUUGAUAGUUUUAUGUACCAAACUGUUGGUCAUAUGGGUAUUGAGAUCUUGGCUAAGGCAAUGGGUUUACCAUUGUAUCGUCAAGAGACUAAAGGAAAAAGUACCCAAACUGGCAAACAAUAUGUGCCCACGGACAAUGAUGAAGUUGAAGAUUUGUAUAAUUUAUUAGCAUUAUGUAAGGAAGAAGUACAAGCUGAAGCGGUGGCUGUAGGUGCCAUACUCUCCGAUUAUCAACGAGUCAGAGUGGAGAAUGUAUGUAGUCGUUUGAAUUUAGUGUCAUUGGCCUAUUUAUGGAGGAGAGAUCAGACUGAACUACUGCAAGAAAUGAUUGAUUGUCAAGUUCAUGCCAUAUUAAUAAAAGUGGCUACUUUGGGUUUAGUUCCUGAUCGUCAUUUAGGAAAAUCACUUAGAGAAAUUCAACCUCAUUUGAUAAAAAUGCGUGAUAAAUACGGUUUGAAUGUUUGUGGUGAAGGUGGUGAAUAUGAAACAUUCACCCUAGAUUGUCCUCUCUUUAAGCAGCGUAUAGUAGUUGAUGAUAUACAAACUGUUAUUAGUUCUGCUGAUCCUAUUUGUCCCGUUGGCUAUAUUAAUUUCACCAAACUAUCGUUACAACCCAAAGAAGCGCAACAUAACUGUGAUGUUUUUGUGAAAAAAUCUCUGGACUACAUAAGUGACCUCAAUGAAUCCACAUAUAGUGACCUCAGUGAUCCCGAUCUCAGUGAAACUGAGCUUGAAUUGAUCGAGAAGGAGACACGCAUGCGUGAAUCCCUAAGUCAAAAUGAAUUGAUAUCGCGUAGCAACUCAUUUGGUCGACAUCUUGCCACCUCAUCCUCACCCAUACCGAUAGUGACGAAGAGCGCAAGUGUUGAUGAGCAAACACCAUCUGCAUUGUUAUCCUCGUCGGCUGCUCUGUGUACUGCCUCAUUGCAGGCUGGCAGUUUUGGUCCGCCACGUCCCUUGGGCAGUAGUACAGCAGCAGUUUGCGGUAGCCUAUCGUUAGCCAUUUCCUCAAUGGCUUUAACAGCCGGUGGAGCUGCUGGUGCUGGUUUAGGUGGCGGGAUGUCGUCACUUAUAAGUGGUUGCCUGAAUACACAGCCACCGAGUCCUCUUAAAUAUGAGCGUGAAUUCCGUCCAUUGAAUAAUCGACCCAUAGUUGCCAUAAAUCACAAAGGUUGGAUGUGGGUAACAGGCAUACAAGGUUGUGCAUCCACAUUAGAAGAGGGUAUGCAGCAUGCCUUAGACUCCCUACGCUCCUUAGCUGCAGAGCACAAUUAUGAGAUGAACAAUUACUGUUACAUAACAAUGUAUGUGCGUUCCAUUAGCGAAUACGCCACGGUUAAUCGGAUUUACGGACAAGCUGUAAAUUUUCAAAAUCCACCCACUAGGGUGUGUGUUGAAUGUCCAUUGCCGGAAGAUUGUCAUGUUGUAUUGGAAGCUAUUGCCUUUAAAGCACCCAUGCGUAGAAGAGCAACACUUUCUAUACAAGAAAGUGAGGGUUCAGAUGAUCAAUCCUCUGCCGCCAUGGUUAAUAGCUGUAGCAGUAGUUGCACAAAUGAUGUAUCAUGCAAACGUAACACUAUGCAUGUACAAAGUAUAUCACAUUGGGCUCCAGCCAAUAUUGGUCCAUAUAGUCAAUCCACCAAGAUUGAUGAAAUAACUUAUAUUUCUGGUCAAAUUGCUUUAGUACCUGGUAGUAUGACAAUCAUUGAAGGUGGCAUACGUCCUCAAUGCAAAUUAACAUUGCGCCAUAUAUCACGUAUUGCCAAGGCAAUGAAUGCUCAGGGACAAUUACGUGAUGUUGUACAUGGCAUUUGUUUUGUUACACAUCCAGCCUUUAUAGCCGAAGCACGUCGUCAAUGGGAGAGACGUACCACAAAUGCCAUCAUGGAUUUUAUUGUUGUUCCUGCAUUACCCAGAGAAGCUUUAGUUGAAUGGCAGGUAUGGGCCCAUACCCACAAUGAUCGCUUCGAAUAUGAAGAGACUGGCUGCUCAAUUAGUGACUAUACAAUUUCCAUAAGAAGACGUUGGAAUUAUGAAAAUAACUGUGCUGCUAUUGUUUGCUACAUUUCAACAGGUUUAGCCUCAUCAACUACACAACUAACUCAACUAUCCGAUGAUAUUUUAACUAAUCACUGUCGUUUAGCACAAAAUCUUACCGCUGAAAAUAUGGAUGAAAUUCUAACAUACGUGGUAAAUCGUCUACUCAAAGACUAUCCUCUGGUGAAAAGUAGUGAAAACUUGGAAAACGCUACAAAUAAUAAUGGAUCUCUAGAUCAUCAGCAACAACAGCACCAUACCACACCAUCGAGCAUACCGGCCAUACAUCUAAAAGUGUUCUAUCAAGUAACGGCAACACCCUCGGUGGAUCUAAUACUAACAGCUUUAAAUGAUUUCCGUCAAAAAUGUCAAGAUACAGCCAAUAUUGCUUUUACGGUUUUGCCAGCAUGCAGUUUACACAAUUUCAGUACUUUCCUCUCAAUAUGCGGUGUAAGACAUGAAUAAAUGAUUAUAAUUAAAUAAAUAA